CCAAGCCCAAUCUUAUUCUCUCAAUGAGUCCAUAUAACAAAGGUUUUAUCACAAACCCUAAUUUUCACAUUGCUGCGAAAUCUGCAAGUGCUCCCACUCCACUCUUUGCUGCAGAUCUCUCCGGUGCUUGCAUCUCGUCUAGUUUCUGAAGAUGUACACAUCAAGGAAGAAAAUCCACAAAGAUAAGGAUGCUGAGCCUACUGAAUUUGAGGAAACAGUUGGGCAGGCAUUGUUUGAUCUGGAAAAUACCCAUCAGGAGCUUAAAAGUGAUUUGAAGGAUUUAUACAUCAAUUCAGCAGUACAAGUUGAUGUUUCUGGGAACCGCAAGGCUGUUGUUAUCCAUGUGCCGUACAGAUUGAGGAAAGCUUUCAGGAAGGUUCAUGUUAAGCUUGUCAGGGAGCUUGAGAAGAAGUUUAGUGGCAAGGAUGUAAUUUUGAUUGCCACUCGGAGGAUAUUGAGGCCACCAAAGAAAGGUUCAGCUGCUCAACGUCCCCGCACCCGUACCCUCACCGCUGUUCAUGAAGCAAUGCUGGAGGAUGUCGUAUUGCCUGCUGAGAUUGUUGGGAAACGUGUGAGGUAUCGAGUUGAUGGAUCCAAGAUUAUGAAGGUUUUCUUGGACCCAAAGGAACGAAACAACACUGAGUACAAGCUGGAGACUUUUGCCGCAGUGUACAGGAAGCUGUCUGGCAAAGAUGUUGUGUUUGAGUAUCCCAUCACAGAGGCUUAGUUUCAAUUCCUUUCUCAGCUUUGAAUUUGUUCUAGAGUUGCAUAUGGUGUCUGCUGGCUAAAAUUUUGUCUGAAUAAUUUCCUUUUAUGCUGGAUUUCUUUUUUGAUUUUUUAAGCACCAGGGACUGGUUUCAUCAUUCGGAUGAGUUUUACUUUUCUUAUAAAUUUCAGGUUCUUUUCGUAAAA
This is a messenger RNA of Lotus japonicus, 912 nucleotides long. Its product is annotated as 40S ribosomal protein S7. Gene Ontology annotation, cellular component: cytosolic small ribosomal subunit; 90S preribosome; ribosome. The transcript is spliced from 6 exons. Gene Ontology annotation, molecular function: structural constituent of ribosome. NCBI's taxonomy places the organism in Eukaryota, Viridiplantae, Streptophyta, Magnoliopsida, Fabales, Fabaceae. The record is from RefSeq and is a predicted model, not a curated record. Gene Ontology annotation, biological process: rRNA processing; ribosomal small subunit biogenesis; translation. Bases 152 to 727 code for a protein of 191 amino acids.